This is a messenger RNA of Westerdykella ornata, 1203 nucleotides long. RefSeq lists its product as uncharacterized. The transcript has 2 exons. Lineage: Eukaryota; Fungi; Ascomycota; Dothideomycetes; Pleosporales; Sporormiaceae. The coding region runs from base 1 to 1203 and encodes 400 amino acids. The record is from RefSeq and is a predicted model, not a curated record.
AUGAAGCUUAGCAGCUUCCUCGUCGGCGCCGCCGCUCUCGCCGCCUGCACAACCUUCGCCCAAGAUCCAAUCCCUCUAGUCUCCGAUGCUCAGCUUGCGAUUGGGGAUGUUGAUGCCACCGUUGCGCAGGACAAGUAUAUCCACUAUGCUUACCUGAACGAAAUGUUUUCGGGGCUAUCAACAGCGCAGUUCAACCUCACUAGCGAAAACGUCGCCCAGUCAAUGGAAGCACCACGGGUCUGGCCGCGUCCCAACAUCACCAGCUUCGAUUCGUGGUACUUCGACGCCGUCAACCCUCUCAACCUCAAUGAGUCCAUAGUCGUGAUCUUGUACUUGGCGACAAACGCAAGUUUCCCGCUCCGCUCGACGAGCUUCAACUCGGUCUCUGCAGACAUAUUCCUCAACUUCGCGGAUGGAUCUUCGGCGCCCAUUCAGAUUAACAGCACGCUCAGCCUCCAUCAGAAAGAUUGGGCCGCUAUUGUUAGUACUGCCAACGGCUCUGCUGGUGCAUCUGGGAACUGGCCCAAGGCUGGUGUUUCAUUCCAGGGUUGGACUGACGGCAGUCGGGUGCUUGUUCGCCUCAACGCGCCUGAACAUGGCAUCGCUGGUACUCUGGAUAUCCGGGCUGUUGCACCCGCUCACUACCCUUGCUCCAUGAAAGGCCAGGACGGCGAAACACUCGAAGCAGCCCACCGCAUCGGGUGGACAAACCUCAUACCCGAUGGCCAAGCGACCGUUAACCUUACCGCGGGCGCCCGCCAACUUCAGUUCACCAACGGAGUCGGUUAUCACGACCAAAAGUGGAGCGACCGCCCGUUUCAGGAGGGCGUGAAGGACUGGUACUGGGGUCAUGCUCGUCUGGGCGCCUAUUCCAUUGUUUGGCUACACUCCGCGAAUCAUGACGGCAAGACCUACAGUAACGCGUAUAUCUACCACAUUGGCUCGAAGGCCAGCCGCGUUACCUGUGGCAACAAGGAGAAGAGCCAGCCCAACCCGACCUUCAUUGCCCUGGAGAACUUCAAGGAUUACACGGAUAUUCGGUUCGCGUUUCCCGAGUCACUACCUUUCAAGAUGAGGGUGGAGAAGACGAAGAUUCUGGAUGCAUAUGGACCGUUUUCGCGGUGGUCUGGAAAGGUGUCAACGGAUCUUGUUGGUGGGACAAGGUUGGAGGGUUCGGCGCUGUUUGAGGAGAUUCAUUUCUGA